Molecule: messenger RNA, 7183 nt
Organism: Melospiza melodia melodia
Lineage: Eukaryota; Metazoa; Chordata; Aves; Passeriformes; Passerellidae
Gene: IL11RA
Product: interleukin 11 receptor subunit alpha
Exons: 13
Coding region: 14-1510 (498 amino acids)
Biological process (GO): cytokine-mediated signaling pathway
Cellular component (GO): external side of plasma membrane; signaling receptor complex; membrane
Molecular function (GO): cytokine binding; cytokine receptor activity
Source: RefSeq, a predicted model, not a curated record
CUGGCCCUUGCCGAUGCCUCCAGUUGCAACCAGGAGCCAGAGAGCUCUUCCUGCAGGAUGGAGCAGGGGAGAGCGGAAAUCAGGGCGUUGGGGUGAGAGUUUCCCGGCUGGGGUAGGAGCAGAGCCUGACCUCCAUGGGGCUGCUGGCAGGCUGAGGUGUGUAGGCCCCCCCAGCCCCAAGCACCAGGGACUGCUGGCUCCACAGAGGACAGAGAUGCACAGUUCCAUCCCAAGCCUGGGCAGGGUGAUGGUGUUCCUCGCAGCAGCCCUGGCAUCAGCCUCCUUUGCUAUCCCUGAAGACUGGGGAGAGGAAGGUGUGCAGUAUGGACAGCUGGGGACAGACGUGACCCUGUCAUGCCCUGGUGCCCGUGCCAGCUCAGCAGUGCGGUGGAGGCGAGCGGGCGCCGCGGCGCUGCCGGAGGGCUCGGUGAUCCAGCAGGGAUCGCUGGUGCUGCCCAGCGCCAGCCCGGCCCUCGGGGGCACGUACAGCUGCCACGGCGAGGACGGCAGCCUGCUGCACUCCGUGUCCCUGCGACUGGGGCACCUGCCUGGAGUUCCCUUUGUGUCGUGCAGAGCAUCUGACUACGAGAAUUUCUCUUGCUCCUGGACCUCCAGUGUGGAGACCUUCCUUCCCACCAGAUAUAUCACCACAUACAGGAAGAAAUCCCUGACAGGCGAAGAAAAGCGGAGGAACAAGAACGGGCAUGUGGGGCUGUGCGUGCAGGAUCCGUCCCGCCCCGGCACCUGCACCGUGCACAGGUCAGAGUUCUGGAGCUCCUACCGCCUGAACAUCACCGAGGUGAACCCCCUGGGCUUCAGCUACCGCCUCCUUGAUGUCACCAUGCAGGCCAUCAUUAAGCCAGACCCUCCAGAGGGCUUGGUGGUGGAGCCCAUCCCUCUGGCCCCACGGCGGCUCCACGUGAGCUGGAAGUACCCUUCCUCCUGGCCAAAGGAGCCCCACUUCCAGCUGAGGUUUCGGCUCCAGUACCGACCCGUCAUCCACCGUUCCUGGUCCGUGGUAGAGACGGUGAAUCUGUCUGAGGUUAUCACGGAUGCCUUCGCCGGGCUGGAGCACGUGGUGCAAGUCAGUGCCAAAGAUUUCCUGGAUGCGGGGAAUUGGAGCGAGUGGAGUGCUGAGGCCCGGGCAACGCCAGUCAGAGACCUGGCCUCCACAGCAAGAGAAGAAACCACUACAUAUGCCAGACUGGAGAGCCUGGAUGAGGAGCCCUCCCAGGCUCCCAACCCUGAGCCCAUCAACGGCAGUGACCCCUUGGAGAAGAUGGCCGUCCUGGUGUCCCUUGGGAUCUUUGCCUUCUUCAUCCUGGCUGCUGUUCUUGUCAUCACCAUCCUCAUCUGGCUCCGGGUGAGGAAACACAGCAAGGACAAGACCAAACCCAGCUUUUUGGUUGCUGCCACCCACUUGAAGGCACUACCAACCUGGAGACAGUCCUGGUGUCCAAGGAAAAGUUCCCAGUGUUUUGUGUUCUGCCCUGGAGUGUGGUGUCACUAGGGGACACGUGCUGUGUGCUCCCCAUGCACACAUUUCUGAGCACUACCCCUCCUCAGGACUGCCAUGUUACUUGCUCGGAGGACAUGAUCUCCUCCCUUCCCCAUGGCAGGAACUCCAUCUUCUCCUCCAGCUGCAGGGACUAAAACAGAGCAGGACACACUUUGGGAGCUUCCCUGGGCAGCCUCUCUACCUGCUCUCCUCCCAUCAGCUGCACCUUUUCUUUCCCUUCCUUCACUGCCACAUCAGUUGCUUUGUCAGCAUGGGCACAAUAAACAAGAGGUUAUGGACAGCAUGGCCCAGACCUCUGCAGAAACUUCUGAAGGAGCUGGGGCACUCCAGUGCUGCCCAUGUCUCCAGGAUUCCAUGGAGCAGGUACUGGGCAGACAGAGCUCUGUACAGCUGUGCCUUUGUCUGCAUCCUGAAUAUGAUGGACCCCAGUUAAAGGUGCCUCUGGGAGUCUCGUGUGCUCUUGGUAGGGUCACAUCACAUUCCAGCAACUCCUAGCCUUUGAUCCCCACUGGGAUAUCCACCAGAUGUGGGAGCAGCUGGGCUCCACAUGAAUUCCAGGCACUGGCACCAGCACAGUCACCUCUGUGCUGAUGGAUCUGGAGGCCAUAAGGUGCCAAAAGUGUCCAAGAUCUGUCUGAGAUCCCCUCCUGGGAUGACGGUUGAUCCCCAGGAUGAUCUGCAGGUCUUAAAGGCGCUGAUUCCCAGGGGGAAGCUAACCUGGAAAGUUCUGAUCACUAGAAAUAAGCUGACCUGGAAGGCACUGCUGCCAGAGCGGAUGCUGACUCAGGAGGUGCUGAUUGCCAGUGAAGUGCUGGAGAUGCCAGCCUGGAGGGCCCAGAUCCCCUGGAGGAUCCUAACCUGGAAGAGAGAUGCCUGGCAGGAUGCCAAUCUGGCAGGCACCACUCCCCAGGGGUUUGCUGAUCUGAAAGGCACCAUUUAUCCAGAACAUGGUGCUUUUUCCCUACUGCCGAGCACUUCUUUCAGCUCCCCACUUUCACUGGGCAGCAGCUCAACCAGGGUCCUCUCCAAGGGCAUGGGUUAGGGAUCCACAGCCAGGAUCCUCUCCAAGGGGUGGGCUAGGGAUCCACAGCCAGGGUCCUCUCCAAGGGGUGGGUUAGAGAUCCACAGCCAGGGUCCUCUCCAAGGGGUGGGUUAGGGAUCCACAGCCAGGAUCCCCUCCAAAGGUUUGGGUUAGGGAUCCACAGCCAGGAUCCUCUCCAAGGGGUGGGCUAGGGAUCCACAGCCAGGAUCCCUUCCAAAGGUUUGGGCUAGGGAUCCACAGCCAGGGUCCUCUCCAAGGGGUGGGCUAGGGAUCCACAGCCAGGCAGGCAUCCAUGGCUGGCGGCAAGGAGCCUGGCAAGUCGCCUGGGGGAAGCUGAACCAGCAGCACCUAUUCCAAUUUCCCUCCUCCCCGGAGCUCCCAGCUGGGAGCCAUUGCCCGGCUAUGGGCAAGGGUGCAUGUGCCUCCCAGCUACUGCCAAAAUAACCACGAGCCGCGUCCUCCUGCAGGGGAGAAACACAGACUCUGUUUUCCCACUAGAUGGCAAGCAUUGCCUUCAAAAACAGCCUUCGGAGAAAUCGCGUCCAUCCCUCUGAGAGGAGGCUGGGAAAACGCUCAGGGAAAGGCCCUGGGGGUGACGGGCCUGAGGCUUCUUCAGCGUGGGGCUGGGGGUGGCAGGGACCCUGGCAUACUCCUCAUCUUGCUUUUUCUGUUAUUUCUGAAAUGGUUGUCCUUUCCCACCUGCCUGGUUUCUCCCUGGUCCUGGAAGAGCCACCCUUGUCCUGUGCUGGUGGGACUGAGCACCCUGGGCAUGCAGGAGAAGCACACCUGGUUAACCCUGGGUAGCACCUUGAACUUCCACAGCCAGAGAGUAAAGUCCAGGAGCUUUUCUGGGAAUUAAUUACACUGUGGUUUGCGAACCAAAUGAGUGUUCAUUCCUCUCUGCAAGUGCCCAGGUCCACAGGCAAGCCAUUAUGCUGUGUGUAAAUAAAGGAGGCAAGGAUGAAGGCUGUGCGUGGAGAUGUGCACACUUGUCUGAGGUCUUCUGCCAGCUCAGAAGUAUUUCCAGGCUUAAGUUUUAAUUCAGCCCCAGAUUUUUUCAUGGUCUCUGUAUUAUCCUUGUGCAGAAGUUUCCUGAGUGUUUGCUGCUGGCCCUGGCAUUGAUGCAAUGUUGCUGUGUGGUUAAACAUGAUGUGUCAUAGCUAAUGAAGGAGCUAACUGUGGAUGGUAAAUGUUUAAUAUGGACAAAACAAGCCAAUUAGGGGAUGUCAAGAGAAAAAUGUGUCAUCUCAGCUGUGUCUGUCCUGCGUGGAGGAGAGGUUCUGUGGAAGGGUGAAACCCCUGCCACUGCAGGAUCAGCAGCUCCUAACACCAGCCAAGUAUAAAGAUGCCGGAUGCAGAUCUUCCUGCAGAUCUUCAGUCCACCCUGUGGAUGCCUUCACCUCUGGGACAAGGACAGUUUUUUCAGAACAAGGCUUUGUUUCUGGAGUACAGACCUCUGGUUGGCUGGAGGGGAUGGCAGACAUCUCCAGUGCCGCGCCAGCAAAUGAGAAGCAGUAAAUCAUCUCACUUAAAACAUUCCUUGUAGACCCCCAACAGAAUCCUGGUGGUUCACAGCAUGCUGUAUGGCCUGGUUUUGUGGCGAGCCUGUGGCUCAGCAGUGCUCAGACAGGAGCACCAUGGAUCCCCAGCAAUGGCAGGCCCUCACCAACCAUUAAUUAAGUAACGGCAGCAGCUGUAUUUCCUCCACAAAGCACUGUGGAGCCCUGCUCCUCACAGCUUCCUCUGCCUCCCCCCGCCUCAGUUUCCCCCUGGGCACAUUGUUUGCUAUCAUUUACUUGGUUCCUUCAGGUGUCCUGGCCCCUUCCUUCAGGAAGAGAUCAUUGACCCUUCUUCCACGAGGGCUGGCAACUCCUUCACAGGGCUAUUUAUGGUCACAGAGAAAGCUCUGGAAAACGAAAGGAAUAAUGUGUCUGGGGAAUAGAAACUGAGGGAGCUGUUGGUAGCCAGUCAGCAGCCUGAGGCUCAGGGCAGCAGGCCAGGGAAUGAUUGUGAUGAGCCAAGCAGGUAGAAAGCCCUUCUGGCCCUUUCCAGCUGGGCUCCCUGCCAACCCUUGUGCUGGUAUGUGCUGGUGGCUGGGGACAGCAGGGACAGCAGGGACAACGGGCAUGGUGUGGGCUCUGGGGCAGCACCCCUGUGGCUUUGAGGCUUCCCAUCCCUUGGUGGAACUCACAGCCUCUGCAGGCAGCAGAGCAGAAGUUAAGCACAGACUUGGCUGCUUCCCUCCUGAAGCUGAGAUUUGCCAGCCCAGGAGGGUUUGACCUCUUGGCUUGAGGACACCAAGGAAUGGAGAAGUCCCCACAUCUGGGGCUGUCGUAUCUUUGCCUUGAUGUGGGCCUGAUCCCAGCUUUCCAGUCCAAGUCCUGGGAGCAAUUCUGUCUCUUCCCUGUAGGCCCAGAGUUCUGGGACUGGCUUCCACCAAACAAAUGCUUCCUGCCUCUGCAUGGCAUCUCUAAUUGGUGCCAGCCUGCCAUGGGCAGCAGCCACCCUCCCACCCCCCAGUCCUACUUUAGGCCUCGUCUCAGACGAGGAGGCUGGGCCCUGUCAGGAGUGGUCUCAAGAUAACCAGGGGCUGAAGCAAACUGGGGGCCACGUUCUCUCCCAUCCGCAGCAGGCUGACACCAUCCAUAUCCCUCAGCUCAUGCUGCCUGGUGAGAAAAUCCUCUAGGCACAGAGCUGGCAAUGCUUCAGAAAGUCUGGUAGAGCUGCACCCAGUAAGGACCUGCACCUCUCUGCCAGGCCCAGUGGCCUUGCCCAGGAUUUUGGCACAAUGUGGGGCACUGGUGGCAGACUCAAAGAGACUGCAGGGGACUGUGGGGCUGGAUAUCCCCUUUGUGCUUGUUCAGAUGCCCCAGCAGGGGCUGGAUGAGAGGCAUGAGCAGGCAAGGUAGCUGAAGGAGGUGGAGAAAUGUUUUUUCUGUGUGGUGCAGAGCUGAGUGAUGAGCCCUGUGGCAGGGCAAAGGCAAUAACCCACCAUGGCACACCGAGAGCCCCAGCAGAAUCAUCACACAAUAACCCAGGCCCUCACAGAGAGGAGCAAGGAUGCUCCAGCAACAUUUGCACCAAGAAAUCAGCUCUGCCAAGGACUGCUUUCUGGUUGGGAAUGUUGCCUGGCUUUGGGGUCGGGCUAGCUGACCUCGGCCAAAACCUGACGGAAAUGAUGCUCAGAGUGUUCCAGCACAAGGGGACAUUUGCUUCAUCUGCUGUCACCUGUGCAGCCCUGGUGCCCUGCAGUGGCACCUCUCUGUCUUCAGAGCACUGGGACAGUCAAGGAGGUCAGGCUCCUGCCUGUAGCCUGGCUAAAGAGAGCUACUGAGUUCAGGGCCCCCUGGAAGGGCAGAUGGAAGGAAGCACAGCACAAUUUGUGUGCCACCAUUGCUGGGAGGGCAGCCUGCUACUGCCCAGCAGGAGGGGAACCCAGCAGAAACCAAAGCCUCAAUUGGAGGAAAGAGGAAGAAGUCAACACUGUUGGUGUCUCAGAUCCUGCAGUGGGUUAGUGGCCUUCCCUUCCUGCGGGAUUUUUGCUGUUUGCUUAUUCUUAUUACAAUCAGCUUAGGAGCUUGGCUCUGCUCCAGGGCCCACUUCUGCAGAAAAGAGCCUCUUUCUCUUCCUUUUUGCGCCACAAUCCUCUAAAAGCAGCAGUCCCUAAGCUGUGGCCUGAGGAUCCCUGGUGAAGACCUCACAGGUAAUCUACAGACCUGGUUCACUUCUACAGUGCUCCAUGCUCUGCAGGGCUGGAAACCUAUAAAAGUGUUAGAACUGGGAUCUGGAGGCCAGAAGAAGUAUACUGAUGCCUGAAAGGUCAUGCUUUCAUUUCUUCAGGAAGGCAGUCACUUCAAAGAUAAAAAGCAAAAAGGAUCUGCCCUCUCUACUGGACCAUCAGCUGCAAAGGGAAGCACAGUUUCCCCUUGCACAGACUCCAGCACAGUCCAUGGGGCUGGUACUGUGAUUCCCCAUGUGCAGUAAUUCUAAUACCCUUCCUCAAAGCAUGCCUUGGAUGCAGAAAGUAAGAAAAGCCCCAAAAAGACAAGGAGAUUAGUUGUCAGGGAGAUGGGCAGCAGCUGAAAUCUCAUGAGGUGCAAGAAGGGGGUUCUGCCCCCCCAGCUGUGGGGUCUUGCUCCUGUCACACCAAGGGAAGCUCAGCCUCUUGGAAUCUCUGGGAUGUAGGUUGCUGAUGUCUUGUAUGUCUCCUGUGCUCCUCAUCUUUGCCAAGAACAGCAAGGAGGCAACACAACUCUCCACUGCUCCUCUACUCAUGGCUCAGGUCAGGAGACAAAGUACCUCUCCAAGCCACACAAUCCAUCAGCAGCAGAGGACAAAUUACCGCUGGCAGUGCAAAAAGAGAAAGGAUAAGACCAAGGUGUGGAGCUUGCAAGAGUCUCUGCAAGGAAAUGAACCUUCUCUGUAACACUUUGAGUAUUUACUGAAAUGUACACAGGGCUGUGUAAUCUGCAAACCUGAGCAGACUGUAAAAAGGGGGAAAGGAGCCAAGUCCUGCCUUUAUCAUUUAGAUUUACCUUCACUUCUUUUUUCUCUGAAGACAGUUUCUAGGCUAAGUUUUUGUGUCUUGUACCCAAUAAAGAUACGGAAAGCCCUUUAAUCUA